UACGUAACUCAUCUUGGCAAUAUUGACAUAUUACUCACCCAUGCAAGCUGUAUUCUUCUAAAUUUAGAUGUGUUUUCAUCAGGAUAUUUCAUCAGGCCUAUUUUUAACUUAGCUUAGCUAAACAUUUUAGGGGCUUGUUACAAACGCCGUAUCGGUCCAAAAGCUCUACGAUAUGAAUAAAAGCGUGAUCGUCUAGGUCUGAUCAUAUAUCUUUGAAAACCCUCAGGAUCUUUUUUACUUUGCGGCAGAUCAAAUUUGUAGAAGAUGGCCAGGUUCGCCGUGCUCGUCGUGCUAGCCGUAGUCGUAGCGGUCAACGCUCAGAAGCCAAUAUGUUCCCCUCCUCAAUUCAUGGGUGGAUUAGGAUUCACGGUCGGUCAAUCUGCACCUGAUAAAGAACCCGUAGGUUACACCUUAAACGAGUAUGGGGCUUGGGACUUCACUAACAGGAAACUUGGUCUCAACUUUGAAAUCUUCUAUCCCAAUGGAACCACCUACAGCUUCCGUGUAAUCCAGGACUAUGCACAGAGAACACAAUGGACGAUCUUUGACCAAUUGAGGUUCUGUGCUAAGCAGCCAACGCCCACAGCGGAGCCUUCCAACUGUCUUCCUCCCAAUAGCACGGUGGCUUUCACCGGGUUCUUAGGGGGUGAGAAGGACCGUGUUUACUACGACCUCUACGCCAUGAAGCUGACUAGAGGAGAAUCCAGUGAUCUCGAAGGUGAUUUAACAGUCACCGUCGCUAAGGAAUCCAACAUUCCUCUCUCAACCAACUUCAUCGGAACUACUUACUUCGACGGUGAUACCCCAUAUUCCCAGGUAUCGACAGGAGGUUAUUACAACGUCGAGGUUGGAAUCCCAGAUCCCAAGAGAUGGUUUGAUCUACCAAGCUACUGCAUGGAGGCUACUACUGACCUGGGCAAGCUGCCCAAACACAUUCCUAACUGGACUCGCCUGCCCAACCGGCCACGCUUCUUUUAAUUAUCCGUAUCAACAGCCGCCAGAGAAAAUGUUAUUAGCUGGAAAUAACAAAUAAAGAUAUGUACACAUAAAGCUCUUCAUUAGAGUUCUUUAUGUGUUAUAAUUUUCUACCCCCAUAGUAACAUAUAUGACAACGUUAAUAUAUUCGUUUAAUUCUUUACCUUCGUAAGUAUAAAUAAAUAAAUCUAGAGUGAUAUUUUGUUCACGGUUUUUAUGAAUCUUUUUUUAUAAUUUGUACAAAUGUGAUUGUUUUUCAAAUGUGUCUGUGAUGACACCAUGACUUUAUUUAUAACAUGAUGACCGACCCUGAUUAAAAGGAUGUCUCUUUCUUCCAUAAAACAUA
Molecule: messenger RNA, 1321 nt
Organism: Strongylocentrotus purpuratus (purple sea urchin)
Lineage: Eukaryota; Metazoa; Echinodermata; Echinoidea; Camarodonta; Strongylocentrotidae
Product: development-specific protein LVN1.2
Exons: 7
Coding region: 265-978 (237 amino acids)
Biological process (GO): cell-matrix adhesion
Cellular component (GO): extracellular region; lysosome
Molecular function (GO): calcium ion binding
Source: RefSeq, a predicted model, not a curated record